Stylonychia lemnae is the source of this 717-nucleotide messenger RNA. Lineage: Eukaryota; Ciliophora; Spirotrichea; Sporadotrichida; Oxytrichidae. The record is from the annotation of a GenBank genome assembly.
AUGGCAAGAAACCGUAUAAAUGAACUAAGAUAGAAAGAUCAAACUAACAAGUGGAAUUAACUCUUACAGCACUAGGAGAAUGAAAGAUAGGAAGUUGAAUAGUCCCAUAUAAUUGAGUAUUAGCAGUUCAAUAAGGUAUGGGAUGAUAAAACAAUUAAGUUAAUGUAAGAUCAUGAGAAAUUAUUACAUGAUCUUGAGAUUCAAUAAGUCAGAUAACUUGAAGAGAAUAGAUAGAAGUUGGAAUAAGAACUUCCAACACAGAUUAAAGCUACUUCUGAAUUGCUUAACAUGAGACAAAUACAAGUAAAUUUGGGUACUUAAGGAGAUUAUCAAGGUGCUCACUAAAUGUAAAUAAGAGUGCAGAAGCGAGAGCAAGAAGAGUAAGAAGCUCAUAUGAUUGAAAGAUAGAAAAAGAUAACUGCUCUUGAAGCUACCUUGAUAAAUAAACAGAUGAUUGAGAUGGGAGGUCUUCAGAAAAAAGUUGACUCAUAAGCGACUGAGAAUUAAAGGCAAAGAGAAAUUGAGUAGAACAAGCUUUUGCAGAGAUACUAAAACCUGAGGAAAGAACUUGACAACUAGCAAAAUUUAGAGAGAAUUAGAGUUGAGAAGCUCCUAAAAGGAUCGCCUAAUAAAAGUAAAAUGUCCACGAUGAGUGCUUCGCCAUCAAAAAAAUCAAUGAAUGCAUCAAGGAUGUCAGCUCCUGGCAGCAGAAGGUGA